AUGUCGACUUCGUGGGCAGAUUUACUUCGUGGGCAACCAACAUUUGUUGCUUUACCAUCAUCCGUAUCAUCAAUCAAAUCCAAAUUUACUUUUGUUUCGCAGCAACAACAAUCAGCAACAACAACAACUCAACAGAAAUUCACUUCUCACACUUUGAAAGCAUCACAAAUUACUGCUUCUUCUGUUGGUAAUCAUCAUCAUGUCAGUCCGAACAAGCAAAGCAGCCAUGGAAAUGACAUGCCGAUGAAUCAUCAUCAAAAGAAUCAUCAAAAUAUUGCUAAUAAUAAUAAUGGAAAUAUUUAUCAAAAUAUUAAUAAUGGAAAUAUUAAUCAUGUCAUCAAUAACAUUUCCACGUUGUCAUCAUCCUCCGUGAUGCCUCUGUCAGCUCUCAAGCAACAAUGGAAAAUCGACCAAUUAAAUUUAAAAAAACAAUUGAAAUUGUACGAUCAAGUAACGUUUGAUCCUUCUCAUAUUUCAUCCACGCUUAAAUAUAUUGGAGGUGUGGAUAUUAGUUUUGAUAAAAUAGAUCCUAAUCGAGCAGUGGCAUCAUUGGUGGUUUUAUCAUUUCCAGAUCUGAAAGUCAUUUAUGAAAAUUAUCAUCAUGUGACCAUGAGUGUUCCAUACUUGGCUGGAUUUUUAGCAUUUCGAGAAGUGCCUCACUUUGUGAAACUUCUCGACGAGUUGAAACGCUCCAAUCCACACAUUUUCCCUCAAGUAAUUUUAGUGGAUGGAAAUGGCAUUUUGCAUCAACGUGGAUUUGGAUCUGCAUGUCAUUUGGGUGUACUGGCUAACGUUCCAACCAUUGGAGUUGCAAAAAAGAUGCUCUAUGUGGAUGGCAUUACGGAAGAACAAGUUCAGGAAUUGGAGGAAAAUGAAUUGGAACGAAAAGGAGACUAUGUCUAUCUCACGGGAAAAUUUGGAAAAGAUUUGGGAGCGAUUUUAUUGACUUCAGAUGAGUAUCAUGAGCCUGUGUAUGUGAGUAUUGGUCAUUGUGUGUCGUUGAAAACGGCCAUUGAGAUUGUGACCAUGUGUUGUCUCGAUAAAAUUCCAGAACCUAUCAAGCAAGCAGAUUUGAGAAGUAGGAAGGUUGUCAAGAUGAAUGAUGCCAGAAAAAACACCAAUCGAUCGUACAACAAUAAUCAAGAUCAAGGCAGAAAUGGCAAUAAUAGCUUGCAUUAUGGACGUCAGCAGCCCAGCAAGAAGUCAAAGUACUAG
This is a messenger RNA of Naegleria fowleri, 1215 nucleotides long. RefSeq lists its product as uncharacterized. NCBI's taxonomy places the organism in Eukaryota, Heterolobosea, Eutetramitea, Acrasida, Naegleriidae. The record is from RefSeq and is a predicted model, not a curated record. The coding region runs from base 1 to 1215 and encodes 404 amino acids. Gene Ontology annotation, biological process: DNA repair. The transcript has a single exon. Gene Ontology annotation, cellular component: cytoplasm; nucleolus. Gene Ontology annotation, molecular function: single-stranded RNA binding; RNA endonuclease activity producing 5'-phosphomonoesters, hydrolytic mechanism.